Laccaria bicolor S238N-H82 is the source of this 909-nucleotide messenger RNA. RefSeq lists its product as uncharacterized. Bases 1 to 909 code for a protein of 302 amino acids. The transcript is spliced from 10 exons. Gene Ontology annotation, molecular function: oxidoreductase activity, acting on NAD(P)H as acceptor; aldose reductase (NADPH) activity. The record is from RefSeq and is a predicted model, not a curated record. Lineage: Eukaryota; Fungi; Basidiomycota; Agaricomycetes; Agaricales; Hydnangiaceae. Gene Ontology annotation, cellular component: cytosol.
AUGCCUUGGGAUCCCGUACGACUGAAUGACGGUCAUUCGAUUCCAGAUAGGUUCGGAACGUGGAAACUCGGCAAUGGACAAAGUUCAGUGGACCAAGUUGAUCAAGCUUUGUCCGUGGGAUUCAGUCAUAUCGACACCGCUCAGUUCUACGCAAACGAAGAACAAGCCGGCAUCGCCAUACGUGAAAGUGGGUUGGCGCGAAGCGACAUCUUCGUGACGACCAAGUAUUCGGGGGUUGGCGGGUUGGAUAUCGAGACUUCCGUUCAGAACAGUUUGAAGAAGCUCGGCCUAAGUUACAUCGAUUUGUAUCUUAUCCAUCAACCCUACCUCGCUCUUCCUGAUAUUCCAACCACUUGGAAGAAGAUGGAAGCGCUCAAGGACCAGGGCUUGGUCAAGAGUAUCGGCGUCAGCAAUUUUGAAGUAUAUCAUCUAGAAAUAUUGCUUGCCUCUGCCAAGAUCAAGCCAGCUGCUAACCAGAUUUUGCUCCAUCCAUACGUCAACGCCAGGCAGGCUCCUCUCCUUGAAUAUUGCGCGGCACACAACAUCGUUGUCGAAGCGUACAGCGUGCUUAUCCCCGUUACAAGCCAGCCUGGUGGUCCAGUUGACGCGCCUGUCAACUCAAUAGCUGACAGGCUUGGUGCAAGUGCGGAUCAAGUUCUCCUAGCUUGGGCUAAAGCAAAGGGGGCGGUCGUCGUCACGAUGAGCACGAAGAAGUAUAGGCUAGAGGGAUAUCUCGCUGCAGGGGAUCUGCUUCUUACACCCGACGAUAUUGCCAGAAUCGACGAGGCAGGCGCGAAAGGCCUCAAGCAGAACCAUGCCUUUGCGUUUAUGCGCCGACUUGCUUUGGUUGCUUUGGCGGGUGGAGCUGCGCUGGGAGUCUGUGGAUACUUGGGUAUUGACUUGUUCUGA